Molecule: messenger RNA, 2044 nt
Organism: Pseudoliparis swirei
Lineage: Eukaryota; Metazoa; Chordata; Actinopteri; Perciformes; Liparidae
Gene: mapre3a
Product: microtubule-associated protein, RP/EB family, member 3a
Exons: 7
Coding region: 104-892 (262 amino acids)
Biological process (GO): regulation of microtubule polymerization or depolymerization; protein localization to microtubule plus-end; spindle assembly
Cellular component (GO): spindle midzone; microtubule organizing center; microtubule plus-end
Molecular function (GO): microtubule plus-end binding
Source: RefSeq, a predicted model, not a curated record
ACCACGCACUGCAGCGCGCGACAACGACGACGGGGCAUUGACACCAGGAGCACCGGCAGCGGGACAACAACACUGGAACGCUUCUUCCUGAAUACCGUUUGGGAUGGCGGUGAAUGUGUACGCCACGUCGGUGUCCAUCGACAACCUCAGCCGACAUGACAUGCUGGCGUGGGUCAACGACUCUCUGCACCUCACCUACACCAAGAUCGAACAGCUGUGCUCAGGAGCGACGUAUUGCCAGUUCAUGGACAUGUUGUUUCCGGGUUGCAUCCUUCUCAAGAAAGUCAAAUUUCAAGCCAAGCUGGAGCACGAGUCCAUACACAACUUCAAACUUCUACAGGCGGCUUUUAAAAGGAUGGGCAUCGACAAAAUAAUUCCUGUGGAGAAGCUCGUAAAGGGCAAGUUCCAGGACAACUUUGAGUUCGUGCAGUGGUUCAAGAAGUUCUUCGACGCCAACUACGACGGGAAGGAGUACGACCCGCUGCUGUCCAGACAGGGGCAGGACGUGGCCCCCGCCCCCAACCCAGGACCACAGAGGACAUCUCCAACGGUUCCCAAAAUCAUGCCGACACCACAGCGGGUCCAACACACCAUUCCGGCCAUGAGGAAGAAUCCAUCUUUGUCCAGAAACGGGGGCAGCGAUGCGGAGAUCAUGGAGCUAAAUCAACAGUUGAUGGAGUUGAAGUUGACCGUGGACGGCCUGGAGAAGGAGAGAGACUUCUACUUCAGCAAACUACGCGACAUCGAGCUGAUCUGCCAGGAGCACGAGAGUGAGAACAGCUCCGUCCUCAGCAGCAUCAUCAACAUCCUGUACGCGACGGAGGACGGCUUUGCACCUCCGGAGGACGAGGAGCUUGAAGAGCCAGCUCACCUGGACCAGGAAGAAUACUGAGCCCCCCCCCUCAAGAUCUUCAUCCUUCCUUUUCUUUUUGCCCUCAUAUAUUUUAUACUCUUCUCUGCACGCUCUCUAUAAAUACUCUCCAUUACCCCUCCCUCCCUCGCUCUUUUCUUUUCUCAUAUCUGUUCGUAAGCCCCUCCCCCUCCCCACCCGCCCUCCGGCUGCCUCUGCACACGUUACACAACUAGUCUGCUUCAUCCUCCGCUCCCCACACACACACACAAACACACACACACACACACUUAGGCAUAGAGUGAAUUUUAAGUCUGUAAAUAUUGCCGACGUCGUGAUUUUUCCGAGAGAACAACGUCUUCGCUCGUGAUGUAUUUUAUUUAUUCGAUUAACUUUUUGGUCCCAUCGGGGCACUACUGUAACAAAAAAAAAGUGAUAACGAUUUCUUAUUUAUUUAACUUAUUGCUUAAUUUAGAUUAACUUCCUUCUGUAGCAACACAUCGGUGCGAACGCCGACUGUACAUGAACUGAAAGCUUCUUCUUUUUUUUUUUAUCGAGUCAGCAUCAAGCUUUUUUAUAUUUUUUCGAGGCGUUCAAUCAGAUCUGUGAUCGUUCAUCGGUGACCAGCAACAUAUCUGAGCAUGAGAAUGUUAAACAUGGACUGUGAAUGAGUGAUAUUUUGUAUAUGUGUACUUUGAGAGACGUCGCACGAUCCCCGGGUUUAAUUGGCGAUAUAUCUUUUAGGCCGACAUGCAGACGUUUUUAAAUUUCGGAGGCGGACUGACGACGUGGUUAGAGAUGGUAGCAGUAACAAUGUUGUAUUCUAAAAAAAUAUUAAAAAGGGAGCCUGGCACUGAGUUAACACAGGUCACACCACAGAGUUUGUUAUGUGGUUUUUUUUUCCUGCGUACAUGUGUUUAGACUUUUUUUAUUUAGCUGUUAAAGGUUGCCCAGGGUAUAUGAGUUAUAGUUAGGAAGAAGGUCAGUAUAAAUAAAUCUAUUAUUACUAUUUGACUUGUCAUCAUAAGCAUUCAGUUAAACUUAAGGAGUCUCCUUGGUCUUCUGCAGCGUUUUUUUUAUUGUAAUUUUUUUACUGGCUGUAAUCUGCUCUGGAACUUGCAUCCAUUGACCACGUAAACAUCUACUGAACGCUCAUCUUUUGAGUUUUGAAUAAAUAAACAGUUGUGAAAUAAA